AUGCCGUUCGCCGGAGCCGUCGCCCCCUGCACCACCAUCCUGCUCCUCCUGCUGCUCGUCCCCUGUGCCGAGGGACAACCGCCCGAGGCGACGCCGCCGCGGGGCAUGGCGAUCGGGCAGAUCCUGUCCAAGAACGGGUGCGGCGCCUUCGCCGGCCUCGUCGCCGCCACGGCCGGCGUGGGCCAGGUGCUCCGCGAGCAGAGCGACGCGGGGCUCACCGUGUUCUGCCCGGACGACGGCGCUGUCGCGGCGUUCACCCCGCGGUUCAGCAACCUCACCGCCGACCGCCAGGCCUCGCUUCUUCUGUACCACGGACUGGCGGUACGCUCCUCCGAGGUGGAGCUCUCCUUGUUGACCCGCCUCGGCGGGGAAAUCGAGGUGCGGACGCUCGAUCGGGGCCGCUGGGGCUACGGCAUGCUCACCAUCUGCGACUGCGGAGGCACCAUGAGGCUCUCUUCGUCGCCGCCGUCGUUCACGAUGCCGGACGAGGCCAGGGUCACCAACACGGUCGUCUACAACGACCGCCUCACUCUCUACCUCAUCGACGCCGUGCUGGUUCCGGGAGCGCCGGCGGUGUUCGACUACUCGGACAGCCUGGUGACCGUUUGCUUCUUGCUCGGGAUCGUCACCUUAGUCUUGGGGUCGUGUGUUCUUUCUGUCAUUCGUGCAUGAGAAGAUCGUACCGAAGUUGCGCCAUAGGGCGACAAGAACCUUAGUUCGUGAUCGCUUCCGUGCGUCCCCUCUCCCGUAGUCCUGCUGCAAGCCUCCUUCACGGUCAGAUCUCCGUCCCUGAUGUACCGACUGGUGGCACGUUAAGUUUAUGUAUCCCAUGGCCGUCGUUUUGCACGGUGUAUGUCUGUGACUUGUCUAAACACUACCAUCUCCUGUGCUUGCGUCUUCUCUGUCUA
Triticum dicoccoides is the source of this 908-nucleotide messenger RNA. Its product is annotated as fasciclin-like arabinogalactan protein 2. The record is from RefSeq and is a predicted model, not a curated record. The coding region runs from base 1 to 672 and encodes 223 amino acids. NCBI's taxonomy places the organism in Eukaryota, Viridiplantae, Streptophyta, Magnoliopsida, Poales, Poaceae. Gene Ontology annotation, biological process: plant-type secondary cell wall biogenesis. The transcript is spliced from 2 exons. Gene Ontology annotation, cellular component: plasma membrane.